CUCUGUUCAUUCAGAGUAAAAAGUAGGGUUAGCUGAGUUAAGGCUGGUGGAGCGGAGGCUGCGGUUCUGAGCUGCAGUGUUUUCUCUCGCUUCUCUCGGUAAAUCAGGAGGAUUUAAGGAGUUUUUCUGGAGCAGCAGACCGGUCUCCUCUAUUUCUCAGAUUUCUAAAGGGCAUGAGGCCUUGAGAGACGAAGAUUGGAGCAGGGAAGAACAUCGUUACGCAACCAAGAAGGCUGUUUAAUAUUAAACAAAUUCAUCUCAUUGAGUUUUGGAUUGUUUGCUUGAAACAUUAUUCCAUUUUCUGAAGCUUUGGAUUUCUACCCUGCUUCUUAUAUUUAUUUUGGUCUGGAGGAGAUUUGCUGUUGACCACUUUUUGGUAUGAGGGUUUGCGUUGAAGGAAAUGCAAGUAUCGACCUUCGUAGCGCCAACAUGACCACUGAGAAGGUUGCCGCAGUUCUAGGAGUCAAAGCAGCAUCUUCUUCCUUAUCCUCAAAUCUCAAGAAGGAGCUGCUGGCUUUUGAUUUUGAGUUGACUGAGAGAAGCAGCUCUGAUCCACAGCUCCUCUGUUCAUGUUCUUCUUCAUAUCGUCCACAUUUGUCUCCAUCCAAAGACCACCAGGACUCCAGAUCGUAUGAGCAGACUGCAGGGAGCCCUUUGGACACCAGAUCUAAGAGUUUGGACAGUCUGGGAAAUGUAUGUGGGGAUGCGUAUUGCUGCUCGGCUGAAGGAUUCACAUGCAGACAGUCGAAUGGGACGUGCAGCCCAGUGGAAACGAACAGGACUUGCCAGAAAUCCGUCCCUGUAUCUGGAGACCGGGGAAUGACGUUUCAGCCGAGCCGGGCCAACGGACUGCAGAGAACAGAGGGGUUUUCUUCUGAAGUGAAUCACCUCAUUGGAAAGACGCCAAGCAUGAGCGGCUCAGCCAGUAGACCGGGCCAGCUGGAAGCCAGAGUCCCUCAGCACGGGGAGGAGGACAGGCCUGCCUGUGAGCUCAGCACCAGGAGAAGCAGCCUGCCCACAUUUUCCCCACUGCGGUUCCGCUGCGCAUGUGACAGCAGGGGCAAGCCAGAAGCCACAAUGCGUGACCGCAUGCCGUACCAGGUGAAUUUGAGGUGUACCCACUGCCACAGUGCAGGCUUCUCCAGCCUGGAAAGGCUCAACAGGAGACCCAAAUCCAAGUGCACUCUGGGACGCUGCACACACACACUGGGUCAGGGCUCCGGACUCUCCAGACUGAAACUGACCCUGCAGUCUCACAGCGACGGUGAAGGUGCUGCGCCUGAUGGAGAUUUUGUGAGGAAUAAGAAGGAGCGCUCAACUGUGCUGGUCAGGAGAUACCUGAAGAACAACAAGAAGAUCACCAAGAUGGUGUGCUCUGGCACCAGAGCCAUUGUGAGGACCCUACCAACCGGCCAUGUGUCUGAGCGGGUGUGGGAGGUGGUUUUCAGAAGAACAGCUGAUCGGCGUGAGGGAUGUGCUUUAGCAGCUUACUGUAGAUACAGCAGAGAGCGUCAUGCGGUCCAGCUGCAAGUCUCUCGAGCUCUUCUCAUCUACCCGGGGCUCAGGCUGGCACAGCUCCAGCUUGCUUUCCCGACCCUGAGGCCUGAGGUCCAUCUCUUGCACCCUGCCCGGAAGCUGCUGGCUAAACCGCUAGCAUGGCCGCCUGCCUGCCCGCUGCGGGUUAAGUACCAGGCUUGCCUGCUCAGAAUCAAUUUAGCCGCCCGCCUAAGCGGGGCACUGCUGGAGAGCACGCUUGCUCUCGGGGCCCGCAGCAGCCUGCCGGGCGUUGCCCUCGGCUCUACCGGCAGACCCAUGCUGAAAGAGUUCUGCAGCUCCAUGGCCAGCUCCAGCUCGCUGUCCUCUAGCGUGACGGGCAUUAGUAAGGAGUUGGCUGACCUGCGUCAUCUCAUCCAGUUCCCAGAGGAAAUCGCGAGCAUACUGACCGAGCAGGAGCAGCAACUGUACCGCCGGGUUUUCCCUCUCGACUACCUCUCCUUCCUCACCCGCGACCUGAGCAGCCCCGAAUGCCACAAACGCCACCCGCACCUCAAAGCCUCUCUAUCAGCUCCCACCAUGCCCACCCAGAACACCACGCACAACACAGUGGAGGACCUGGUCACACGCUUCAAUGAGGUCAGUUCCUGGGUGACUUGGCUUAUCCUGGCUGCUGGCUCUAUGGAGGAGAAGAGAGAGGUCUUCUCAUACCUGGUCCAUGUUGCCAAGUGCUGCUGGAAUAUGGGCAACUACAACGCAGUGAUGGAGUUCUUGGCAGGCCUGAGAUCCCGUAAAGUGCUGAAGAUGUGGCAGUUCAUGGACCAAACAGACAUUGACACCAUGAGACGCCUAAAGGACGCCAUGGCCCAGCACGAGUCCUCGUCUGAGUACAAGAAGGCGGUGAACCGUGCCCUCAACAUCCCUGGCUGUAAAGUGGUGCCGUUCUGCGGCGUGUUCCUGAAAGAGCUCAGUGAAGCUCUCGACGGAACAGCCAGUCUGAUUGGCCUGCGUUUUCCUUUCAGUUCUCAAGAGGACUCGAUCGAGUUUGUGUCCGACUACAACGGUCAGCUGCAUUUUCUGCAGAGGGUGGGAAAUGACGGACUACACAACAUUGAGAAAGAGGCCACAGUUAGUAACAUCCUUCAGACCAUCCGUAGCUGCAACCGCAGCCUGGAGGCAGAGGAAUUGGAGGAGAGCGUGAGGGAACCCAGCACUGUCCUCCUUAGGAACUCUUUCAAAGACAAAAACAGGAACCAAUUUCUGGUUGGGGACCUCUCUGACUCUGAAGGGGAUUUGGUGGAGCCUCCCCGUGAGACGGACCUACAGAGCCCAGAGGAGCCACAUGGAGCUUUCUGCCACGGCACGGAGCUCAUCCCCUGGUACGUUCUCUCGCUGUCGGCCGACAUCCACCAGUUCCUGCUGCAGGGAGCAACAGUCAUCCACUUCGAGCAGGAGAGCCAUCAGAGCAGCCGCUGCCUCCUCCGCCUGCAGCCUGACAACUGCUUCCUCACCUGGUCCAAACCCCAGAGCAGCUGCCCUCCAGGUAUCCGGAGUAAGGGCUGUCCUCUGGACCCCAGCAUCCACAGCCAUGCAGCUCUCUGUGGCCUGACGGAGGGAGUCCUGGACCUCAGCGUGGUAAAGGCUGUGUUCAUGGGUCACCCAGCUGUGGACAUCAACUUUGUGUGUCUGCAGCACAAGCUGUGCAAUAUGAGCGCAGAGGAGAACGGCAUCUCGCUGUUAUAUGGAGCGCACACCACCGACAACAAGCUGCUGCACUUUGUGGCUCCAACGCACACAGCGAGCGUACUGUACGAGGGCCUGCAGCAGCUGCUCAGUGCCAUCCGCAAGAUCAAGAACUUCCCUGACCAGAGACUGCAGUGGCUGCGCAGACAGUAUGUAGGCCUUUACCAGGAAGACUGUAGGUUUGAGGGGCCGACGCUGGCACAGGCCAUUGAGCUGUUUGGUGGCCGGCGCUGGGGUGUAAGCACCGGCAGCUCUGGCUCUACCAGCAGGAACACUGAGAAGACCACUGCUCAGAAGAACAGCCCACUGAGUAUGAACUCUAACGUCAAGAAGAAGAAGAAAACCCUCAUCAGGGGAGACAGUGGGGAUGGAACAGAUGACGAAAUGAUCUCACGCAAAACUAAAAGCUGUAAGGAGGUUCUGUGCAGGAGGUCCUCUGAUCCUUCAGAAGGUGUGGAGCAGGAAGAGAAUGAGGACUCUGUCCCAUUUGGCAGCCCCGGAACUUUCUCUUUACCCAGCACCAAAUCCCAAUCCCCUGGAACGUCCUCCAUCACUUCCUCUUCCUGCUCCUCCACCUCAAACACCACCACCCCUGCCCGGCCCCACUCCUCCCCUGUCCUCACUGGCAACUUCAAAACCCAGACCGGGGCAUGGAGCAGCAGGAGCUGGCACGGUCGAGGGAAAGACUGUUUCCGAGGCUUCCAGAACCUCAUGCUCUCAGACAGCAUCAUGAGCUUCAUCGAGUUCGUGGAGCUCUUCAAGUCUUUCAGUAUCCGCAGUAGGAAGGAUCUGAAAGAGCUGUUUGACACCUACGCCGUUCCCUGCAGCCGCUCGGGCCCGGACUCAGUGCCUCUCUACACCACUCUGAGAAUCGACGACAAAGUGACAGGCCUUCAGCCUGACCUAGACCUCCUGACCCGUAACGGAUCAGACCUGGGCCUGUUUAUCCGCACGCGCCAGCAGAUGUCCGAUAACCAGAAACAGAUUUCUGAUGCCAUCGCCGCUGCCAGCAUUGUGACCAACGGCACGGGCGUGGAGAACGCGUCCCUGGGCGUGUUGGGUCUUGCCAUUCCUCAGCUUAACGAUUUCCUAGUCAACUGUCAGCGGGAGCACCUGACCUACGAUGAGAUCCUAAGCAUCAUACAGAAAUUUGAGCCUUCUUCCAGCAUGCGCCAGAUGGGUUGGAUGUCCUUUGAAGGCUUUGCCAGGUUUCUGAUGGAUAAAGACAAUUUUGCCUCUAAAAAUGAAGAGUCACAAGUGAACUUGGAUGAAAUGCAGUAUCCACUGUCUUACUAUUACAUUGAAUCUUCACACAACACUUACCUCACUGGCCACCAGCUGAAAGGGGAGUCUUCAGUGGAGCUCUACAGUCAGGUGCUGCUGCAGGGUUGUAGGAGUGUGGAGUUGGACUGCUGGGAUGGUGAUGAUGGCAUGCCCAUUAUUUACCACGGACACACACUCACCACCAAAAUCCCCUUCAAGGAUGUGGUGGAGGCCAUCAGUCGCACUGCAUUUGUCAACUCAGAGAUGCCGGUCAUCCUGUCCAUUGAGAACCACUGCUCUCUUCCUCAGCAGAGGAAGAUGGCUGAAAUGUUUAAGACGGUGUUUGGAGACAAGCUGGUGACAAAGUUCCUCUUUGAGAGCGAUUUCUCAGAUGACCCACUGCUUCCGUCACCUCUGCAGCUCAGGGGAAAAAUCCUGCUCAAGAACAAAAAGUUGAAGGCACAUCAGGCGCCUGUGGAUAUUCUGAAACAAAAGGCACUCCAGCUGGCACACAUGCAAGCCCAGGCCAACAACAGUACACCCUCCGGCAGUUGUUUAGGCAACCACGAGGAAGAGGAGGAGGAGGAAGAUGAGUACGACUAUGACUACGAGUCUCUUUCUGAUGCCGAUGUCCUCAAUGCUUCCACUGCCUCUUUUUGCCAGGAAGAUAACAUCCUGGAUGACAAACCUGAGGGAAAGUCUUCGAGUGAGAAGCUCCAGUACGAGUCUAAUGACGAAAUGCCAAAGCGGUUUAAGAAAGCAGGCAGUAAAGGAAAGAUGUUUGACAUGGAGCUGGGGGAGGAGUUCUAUUUGCCGCAGAAUGAGAAGGAGAGCAGGCAGAUCGCUCAGGAACUCUCAGACCUCAUCAUCUACUGCCAGGCUGUUAAAUUCCCAGGACUCUCCACACUCUCGCCUAUAGGCCCUGGAAGGGCAAAGGACCGGAAGAGUAGAAAGUCCAUCUUUGGCACCGUUCCUGUGCGUGGGAGCCCCGGGGAGCCAGUGACGUUGGUCCGUGGCCCAGGAAAAGCUGUUUUAGAGGGUGUAAAGGGGACUUUGGAGGAGCAGGCGCAGUCUGUAUCUGGUUCUGCUCCCUCGCUCAGCGCAAUCAUCCGCACUCCCAAGUGCUACCACAUCUCCUCCGUCAACGAGAACGCUGCCAAACGCCUGUGCCGGCGCUACUCCUCCAAGCUGAUCCAGCACACAGCGGCCCAGCUGCUCCGUACUUACCCUGCUGCUACUCGCAUAGACUCCGCCAACCCAAACCCGCUCAUGUACUGGCUGCACGGCAUCCAGCUUGUUGCUCUGAACUACCAAACUGAUGAUCUGCCCAUGCAGCUAAACUCUGCAUUUUUUGAGGCUAAUGGUCACUGUGGGUAUAUCCUGAAGCCCCCAGUGCUGUGGGACCGCUCCUGUCCACUCUACCAGCAGUUCAGUCCAAUGGACCGAGAGUUGGAGCACAUGACCCCCACUGUCUACACACUCACUGUGGUGUCAGGGCAAAACGUGUGUCCAGGGAACAGCAGUGGCAGCCCAUGUGUGGAGGUAGAGGUUUUAGGCCUGCCUGUGGACACCUGCCACUUCCGCACCAAACCCAUCCAUCGCAACACACUCAACCCCAUGUGGAGUGAGAACUUUUCCUUCCAAGUGCACUUCGAGGACAUGGCCUUCCUGCGACUGGCUGUGGUAGAGAACAACAGCUCACAGAUGACAGCCCAGAGGAUCUUACCACUCAAAGCCCUCAAACCUGGCUACAGACACGUGCAGCUGAGGAACCAGCACAAUGAAUCACUAGAGGUGUCCAGCCUGUUCCUGUUCAGCCGGAGGACGGAGGAGAGUCCAGUUGGAGGACCCCGGCCUGCUGCUGUGUUGUUUAGCUCAGAGGAGAGGCGAGCGAGGAUACAGCACAAAGUGACGGUGCAUGGUGCACCAGGCCCAGAGCCAUUCACUGUAGUCACUGUGAGUGAACACAUCACAGCCAAGCAGCUUUUGGACAUGUUGGUUCCAGAUACUUCUGCGGACUACUUCCUAAUGGAGGAGAAGAUUCCUCUGUCGAAGGAGAGAAGCGAGGUAAAGAAAGUACCUCAGCAGCGCCCCCUAACUGCUGACGAGAGUGUGCUUAAAACAGUGAACAGCUGGCAACCAGAGGAGGGCUACGUGGGCAGAAUAUGCCUCAGAAACAGGAAGGAGAACGUAAACGAGAAGAGCACAGUGAUGGAGGGAGCAGAGGAGGUCAGUACUGGAGGAGAGGAGGAGAUGUUUUUCGUCCAGGUUCAUGACGUUUCUCCAGAGCAGCCUCACACGGUCAUUAAAGCCCCGCGCUAUAGCACUGCCCAGGACAUCAUCCAGCAGACGCUGAGCAAAGCCAAGUAUUCUUUGAGCAUCCUGAGUAACCCCAAGCCCAGCGAUUACGUGCUGAUGGAGGAGGUGAGCCGUGAGCUGGCUGGAAAGAAGAUGUCCUCGGCCAAGCCCUGUCAGCGUGUGCUGCAGGAUCAUGAAAGCGUGUUCCAGGCCCAGAGCAAGUGGAAGGGUGCCGGCAAGUUCAUCCUCAAACUCAAAGAGCAGAUUGCUCGUGAGGAUAAGCGGAGGGGUGUGUCGUUUGCCAGUGAGCUGCGGAAGCUGACGGGCCGCAGCCGCAGUGUGACGGUGAAUGGUCCUCCGCUACACGAGGCAGCGCACAGAUCUCUGUUGUCAGUUGGACUAAAGGCCUGGGUGGCUGAGGGCUGUCUGUGCUCUCAGAGGCAGGUAGAAACAGGACGUCCUGAAGACAGCAGCACUCCCUCAAUCUGGACCUUCCCACUGCUGUGGAACUGGAAGCUCCACAAGUGAGUGUUCAAAAACAGCAGCGGCACUAAAACCUCACACAGAGCCUCACACUUCAGGCUUCACUGCAGGAGCUCCCAGUACCCCACACACUGGCUGAGGAACAGCGCGGGACAGUAGCUCAGUAGGCUUGUUAGCGCUUAGCAUUAGCCUGCUGUUGGGUCAGAAUAGGUCGGUGUAACUCUUCUUCUUACUCCGUCUUCAUUUCCCUCCUCUGAUUUGGCAGCAGUGGGCUGGUGGUCGUUUGGGGUCGUUUCUUUUCGUUUUCUAUCUAUCUUUCACAGUACUGUGAGAAAUGCAGACAUGUACUAUCAUUUGUGGUUUUGCACAUUGCUUUUGCUUUAUUUUGUGAUUCUAAGUUUUGGUUGUUUUAAUUUUACAAAAUACCAGCCUGGUACCAACUUAGUUCUUUUUUUGGUAUGUAUUUCAUUCUCUUUUUAUUAUUUUAUUUUUUUUUCUUUCUUAAAAGUCGCACAAAAACACCUUCUAGCUGUAAUAUGCUGGAGUCCAUGCUUCAUUAAGGGGUGAGAUUGCUUAAAAAUGUGCAAUGUGUCGUUAUUUAUUUGUUAUGGUAAGGUAGCUGCUCCAGAAGUAUUAACAAGAAAUAAGUAAGCCCCAAACAUUUGAUUAUGCUUAUGAAAGGCAUACAUUUUCAAUUAUUUUUAAAUGGACCCUCUUAAGUACAUCAAUUUUAGAAGCUAUUUUCACACACUACUAGUGUUUUUUUUUUUAUGGGAACAUUUGGCAUUUUCUUUGUGCUCCCCCAAAUAAUAUUUUAAUGUCAAUUUCUUGUUUAUAGAAUGUUUUGCAUGUUGCACAAGCAUGUCCUGGGACUGAAGAAGCACUCGCACUUACAGAAUAUUAAACAUUGGGUCCCAAUAUAUAUUUUUUAUUUUAAAGUGUGCGCAUAUCAAGUUCAAACUACAAAAUCCGAUUUUACUUCUAAGUUUUGGGUAUGAAAUUUCCCUCACUACCUCUACUUACCUGUGGACCCUUGAAGUAAAUGGUGGUUUUAUGUUUUUAAUUUCUUGCUGUAUAAUUUUACUGUAAUCAACAUAACAGCUUAGAUAUUCCUUAAAUGAUGUAAAGCAAAUGCAUUCUUUGAGAAGGUCAGGAGCCUCUUUUUUUUUCGUGGUCUCGAGAUGUUCACUUCUUAUUUUUCUUAGUUGAACAUUUUUAUUUCCUCUCUUGUAUUUAUUGAACACUGUAGCCCAGGUUGGCUACAAGUGUUUAGUUCUUGUACAUAUAAAUGAGAAAUCUGCAUUCUGAUGAAUAAAUCCACAUUUCUAAUUUAUAAGAGGGUGUAAAUUUUACCCCAGCCAGUUCUUACCAUGUCAGUAAAUGUAUUGUUUGUACUUCUAUAUUUAAAAAUGAAACGGUGAUUUUUAAACACUACAUUGGCAUUUUAGUGACAGCUUCAGUAUGAUGUAAUGUUGGCAGUGUUGUUUUCUUUUUUGCUGUAUAGCUUUCUUUGUUUUUUUUUUUGGUAUUAUUAAUCUGUAAUGUACUUAAUAUUUAAUUUUAACCAAGUGUUUUUUUUAUGUUUAUUAAUGGACCUAAACUGGUUAUUUCAAUGUAUUAAUUAGAAUAGAUUCCUUCUGUAAUAGUAGUUUUGACACUACUUCUAAUUGCUUUCAUUGUUUUGCACUUGUGUAUGUAAUUCUUAUUUCUGUUCUGGUAAUUUAUUUGGUCUACUUUGAAAGGGUAGAAAUGUCAUUUGUUUUACAGCAUAUUUACAUGAAUAAAAUGUGGUGUAAA
Molecule: messenger RNA, 9078 nt
Organism: Astyanax mexicanus (Mexican tetra)
Lineage: Eukaryota; Metazoa; Chordata; Actinopteri; Characiformes; Acestrorhamphidae
Gene: plce1
Product: phospholipase C, epsilon 1
Exons: 35
Coding region: 379-7326 (2315 amino acids)
Biological process (GO): phosphatidylinositol-mediated signaling; lipid metabolic process; small GTPase-mediated signal transduction
Molecular function (GO): guanyl-nucleotide exchange factor activity; phosphatidylinositol-4,5-bisphosphate phospholipase C activity
Source: RefSeq, a predicted model, not a curated record